GCGUUGGGAAUACGGUGCUAUGACUGCAAGAUUAAAAGUCCUGCUUCCUUGUGUGACAAGACCUUGUCCAACGAUACUAACGCCGUAAACUGCUCAGGCAUCUUCGACACCUGCGUGUCUACUGCUCUGACAAUCAAGUCCAAAGUAGGAAACCUCGAAAAAUCAGCCUAUAUGAUGACCUGUGGCCAAAAGGUGAGUAUUGCUCCGCUAAACCAACAUGACAAACUGACAAACGAGCAUCGUGCAUUGUGUAUUAAAGCAUGUUCACUAUUAGGGUUAGCUGGUUGAUGACAGCGGCGUCCUGAACUGAUUAAGGGCCUGUUUACAUCAAUCAAUCAAUCAAUAAACUUUAUUUACCCUCGAAUUUACAGUGUAGCACUGAAGUGCUAAUAUCUUCGAGCCCCACCUCCACAUGGAGGUGGGGGACCCCAGGUAAGUGAGGUGACUCGCUUUAUUUUAAUUUGAUCACGUUUUCAUGAUAGGUGGUGUCACCACAUAAGAGGUUAUAUGAACAGGCGGGUUACCCCACCUAAGCAGGUUACCUUACUUACCUUGGGUCCCCCACAUCCAUGAAAACAGGCUCUUAACUCGGCGCUGCCUAGCGUUUCGCGCCUCGGUUACGCUUGGUUGUGUUCCCGCACAUUGCUCCACUGACGAAGCUCUAGCUACCUUCGUACUCUGAUUGGGCUUGAUAGCUCAGUACAUAGCUUACACUGGCCCAGGAAGAUCUAACUCAGAGGUCGGUGGUUCGAAUCUCGUCGUGUCUAAAUAUUUUCUAUGAUCCUUGGUUUAUAUCGCUUUCCUUGCUGGCAUUUUAUUCAGAAAAAAUUCAACGUGCUACCGCCUUAUAAGCAUUUAAUUUUAUACUGCAUUAAUUCCCCUUGGCUGACUUACCCCCGGUACUGAUGAGAGCUCAUUUAGUUCUUGUGGUUCAGUCUUUAUUCUGACAAGGAUAACCAGCAAUUGAAUUAACGGGUCCCAAUAUUCAGUUAUUCCUUCUAUUCUCUUGCAGAGUAUCGGAUGUUCCAAAAUCGAAACCCAUAAUUGUGGUCGUGAAGGUUUCAGGAAGUUCAUCGACAAAAUCCCCGGAUUUGAAGUGACCAAGUGUGGCGUGGCAUGCUGUGAUUCGGCCAUGUGCAACAAAGCUGACAUAGUCAAACCCAAACCAAUCACCAAGAGCCUGGGUGUUAGCACAAGCGCCCGAUCCGUCUUUGUUGUCAGCGGAAUCAUUUUUAUUGUGGGAUUGAUUUUGUGAAUCAUUAGCAAUUUCUGCAAAGUUAAGUCUCUUUUAACUCGGCUUUUACUCGCGACUUAACUCAGUAAUAAGUCUGGAAUUUUAACAACGUGACACUUUUUUUUUCUUGUUCCGUUGCCUUAAUUUUGUGUAUUUCUAUUUGACUAAAUGAAAACGAAGUUGCUCACUAGCAGUGAACAGAUGAAAAGACUUGCUGUAGUUGUUUGAUCCUAUUUUGCCUGGGCAUUUAAUAUAAACAGCACCUCACACGAAGUGACUCUUUUGUCGGUACAUCAAUAAAAUACUUAAAGAAACAAGGUGUGUGGAGUAGGAACGAUGCAGGUUCCAGGCCCCAGCUAGGUAAAGAAUUCCUUGGAGGGAAAGGGAGCGGGGGUAUCCAUCCCAUAAUCCCUUGUGCACCUUAUUUUUCUUCGCUACACACGUUCAUUGGCGGGAGCAGAUAAACAUAGAGAUAGAACAACAUAUCAGUCAUUACCACAGGCUCAUUGCCAAUAAAAAGCAAUAGUAAGAAUGUAUGACAUUUUUAAACCAUAUUUAAUACUUGGAUACUAGACUUGAUCCACUCUUUAGUCAGUUUGAAAUGAUUUUUUAAUUUACCAGUCUUGUAUUCGACCACAGCCCUUUGGCAUUGUUUUGAGCGACUAUGAUUACCUCUCCUGUUCCUGCAAAAUCCGUUUCAAUCCUUUUUCACGCUGUUACUUUUUUGUUUCAGAAUAAUUUGUGUAUUACCUGUGGGAAGUAAACCAGGUUAAUUUAUUUGGCCCAUCGCAGCAUUUACAGAUGGUCAAGUGAGCCAAACAUAGCUCAUGAAAAGUAAAGUGUAGCCGGCUAAUUUACUCCCCGCAAAGGAAAUCUCCCGCCAGAAUGUUCCCUUCAAAAAUGAGCCCCACCCUUGUAUUGUGGAACUGGAAGUGGUAUAGUGAAUAUUAAUAUGACAGAAUCAAGUUACAGAUAUUGAGUGUGAUAUCACCUGUGUUUUAUUACAAAAUACUCACUGAAAUAAAUAAAUAAAAAAUCUCGUGCAGUGUCUUUUAGCAAAAACGCUCCCACUAAAUACAAAAUGAAACAUCACACUUUGCAUAGGAUUUAACCUGGUUUCGUUAUGCAUUGAGUGCGCCGCACAAAUUGUAAGUGGGUGACGUUUUAGAUACUAAGUUGCCGCGUGCAUCGCGCAUUUGAAAUCUAAGGGGCAAAAUUGAAAGGCGCGAAGUCAUUACAUAACAGGCUAAUCUUUUCUCUUCCCUAUCUGACGCGGGAAGUAAGAUCUAGGGAUUUUCGUUAUUUUAAAAAUCAAAUAUCAAGAGUCACGAUCAUGUCACGUUGAACUUUGUCCGGGAGCUUUUCACAUAUGUUUUCGGGUAUUUUCACAUAAAGUUGUGUUUCUUGGUCGAAAAUUGCACCGCGGCCUAUAUAACCAUACUCCAAUUCCAAAUAAGUCUUAAGGUCGUUCAUUCCGGUUACCUCAAGCCCCUCAAAACUGUAUUUUUUGAAGGGGAAAAAGAUGGAUUUUGGGAAGGCCUUCUUUCUGUAAUCGUAAAGGCCUGGAAUGUUCCAGUUAACACAAAAGCAAUCUGAAAAAUCUGGAUGUUGACUGAGAGUAAAAACGUCCAGGUGAACGAGAUCUCUGCUGAUUAAUUCAUCAUCUGGGACUCCGAACUGCAGCGAGAGAAGUUUUCUUGUUGCAAAAAAUUUUAUCCUCUUUGCUCCACAUCCAUUAAAUGGUAUUUCGGUUCCUUCAGCGUCAAACCAACUGCGACCCCGGUUUAUCUUUUGAUAUUCCAUAAUAAUAUCACCGUCUGUAAAGGCUUGACAGGAAUCUAUCUUCUUAACAACAUUGGCAAAGUCAGUCUCCAUAAUAGCAACGUCGAUAUCACCAUCGUGUUCAAUUAUUUUCCCGCCUUCUCGAUACACAGACAGUGCCGUGCCGCCGUAUACGUAGUAGUUUACGCUUAUGCUGUUCAAGUAGUCAAUGACCAGCUUCAUGAGAUAAACCCGAGCAGGUUUAAAUCUUUGGUUUUCUGCCAAUAUUUGUUGCCAGUUAUCUGCGCGACACCAUCCCCACAUGUCAAAACUAAGCCACUUAGGGUUUUUCUCAACUUGAAACAGUGAUUCAAGGCCAAAUUCAUCUGAGUCAUCACUGUCAGAAUCAGAAGAGUUAACUGGUUUCACUCCUGACAUGAUGUCAGCCAGUAUUUUUUUCUUAAAUAUAGAAAAAUAGUUUAAAAAUUAGUCUUCAAUUAAGAAAACUAAUCAACGGUAAUAUUUGAAAUCAAGGGUAAAUCGAUAAUGUUCUUAUGGCAGGGCUACUCAGGGUAAAGUUGAUAUCGAGCCCUGAGGCCCCCUAUUGCAUCACCAUGAGCCGAUAAAAGGGCUGCGGGGUAAUAGACCAUUUUACAGUUUUGGGCUUUGUAUCCCAGCCUUUAAGUGAAAGUGAGGCUUAAGUUGACUUUGUUUUUAUACAAACCUCACUUCUUUUCUAAUGAAGAUUAUGCUUAAAAAAUACUAGUUAGCAUAAGAACAACAUGAUUUACAUAAUUAAGCAGGAAGGUUUCAGCAUCAAAACAAGGUCAACUCCAGCCUUGUUUUCACUUGUAACUGUACAAUGGACUAUUGACUAAUUAAAAACUAAGGAAGGCUAGUUAUGAAUCCCUGUAUUCUGAGAUAACCAAAACGAGACUAACACAGUCAGACGGAGGACACUGAGCUUAACAAUUAAUUCUCACGUUUGGUGUUAACCAGGUCAAUAUUGAAGAAAAUUCAGCUAAUUAAAAAACUUAAACGAUUUACUAAGAGACAUGGAUUGCCAGACCCACUGUUCUGACAUCUAUGUAUUUCUUAGUAAUAACUACCUACACUGUACUGAUUUGUCAUGCCUGAAAUUAAAAUAUUACAGGGAUAUGUUUUUCAGGCUAGGGCUAAAAUAAGAAACAUGACUAAACUAAAAAACAAAUCAAUUAGACAACUGAUAAGAACCAAUUCACAAGCUCCAGGCAUUUUUUAUACGGAGAUCCCCAACACUGGAAGAGUUCCAAAAGAUUUCAGUGGCGUUGGAUUGCAAUUAAAUCUAUUAAGACACUUUCCUUUGGUACACAGACUGCAUGAUCUAAAAACUCUGAGGUCGCAAACUCCCAGCUACAAAACAACAGCAUUUAAAAGCUACCUAUUAAUACAAACUGAAAAGCACAGCAAUUGAUAAAAGGAGUUUUGUCACCAAUAAUACUUUUUACAAAACCUCCAUGGUUAAAAAGUUUUUAAAAUUUCUUCUGACCAGCUGUCAAAAAAAACAAAAAUUAACAGAUUUUCCACCUCAGCCACUUGAAAGAUAAUAUUAGAGAAAAAAAAAACCUGUGGUUAAUUCUGUGAGUGCAGCUAGUCCUUUACAGUUUUAAAACAAUAGCUACACUUGUCAAAGCUUUACUGAACUGACCCUGACUGGCUAUAUAGUGAAUUAUGUUUAGUAAUACUCAAAAUUGUGCUACUCCUCUAAAAAGCACCACUUGUAACUAAGGACCACAUUCUCACAGAAACAAUGUCGUGCUGGUCGACUUUUACUGUUUUUAUUACUGAAAUGGUGAGAAUGUUGCUGCUAGAUCUGGUAAGGGGAGUAAGAGACACAGACCUUCAAAAUGUCCUUUUAUAUAUGCUAUUGUUAUCCAACAUUUUUUAACAAAACAAGAAAAAUGAGUGGAGGAUUUUGUAGCAUUUGUUACAGUGAAACCCCAUUAACACGGACACUGAGGGGGCCAUCGAAACUGUCCAUAUUAAGUGGGUUGAAUUUAGGGAGGCUGUAAGGACUAGGGACAAGGAAAACUGUCUGUAACAAUGAGGUGUCUGUAUUAAGUGGGCGUCUGUAAAGCGGAGCUCAACUGUAUUGGCAAAAAGGAAAUUGUACAUACACUGUUCAAAGGAUUUUGUAGUAUUUGUUAUUUGCAAACAGGAAAUUGUACAGACAUUGAAGCAUUGCCCUCAAAUAAUAUUGAGUAGCACCAACAAGUCCAUGAGGAAAUCACAUAAUUUUAAUUUUCAGUGGGCAAAACCCUUCUACCAGAAUGAUUUCAAGCAUAUUGCAUUCUUUUUUACACUUUUUGAGGGCUAUAAAUGUGAUAAGUUAUACGAAAAACUUCAAAAGCUUUAACUUUCACUAAAUAAAAUCUAAUGCAUGGCGUUUUUACAAAUUUACCUGCGUUUUCUCAAUUCCUGUGAACUUUGAAAUCUAUUUUCUCCACCUCCCAUAUUAAGAAAUUGUCUUUGGUGUUAUUACAGAUAACUAAUUCCAUCUAUAGCCCUUGAAAAGUGUAAAAAAGAAUGCGAUAUGGCCUAAAAUAUUGUGAUGCAAGGUUUGUUUUCCACUGAAAAUUAAAAAGGCCCUCAAUUUCCUGGUGGAUUCCAUCUUUAUCUGUGGGGCUUUAUUGACAAAAUACAGUACUUGUUGUCUACCAGUUCAUACAUACAUGUAGAAGUGUAGUACAGACAAACUGGGGUUUCAAAAAAGUCAGUGAACAUUAAGAUCUUGAUUUCAAGUGAGCCAAAUACUGUAAUUAUUAUUGCUGAAAGGCAUGUACAUGUUGUGGUUCAAUUUUGUCCUUGGUUUAAUAUUUUUUUCUUUUGUUUUUGGGUAUGAUAACAAAUGAAGGUUGAAACCAAGGAAAAUGAAAAUGAAACCAAGCAUAAAAUUGAACUGCACCAUACACAUGAUGACAGAAAAAACAUCUUCAUUGCAGGGAAAGCCAUAACAAUGUCUUUAAUUAAUAUUAAGUGAAAAUGUCCUUCCUGUUUGAUGGAUUGUCGACAAGAUUUUGUAUUCUCUUGCAAUACCCUGCUUGAGGACCUUCCUUUCACCAUGAGAAUUUGAAAAAAAGUUUUAAUCUUUUAACAAUAGACCUUGUCACGUUUCUCGAUGCCAUCUUGACGAGUAGGUAAAUGCGUGAGAAAUUACAGUGUUUGUAUGAGAAUCUUAUGAAAAAAAUAUGAAUUGUUAACUAAAGCUUCACUCCUAAGGAUUCUACUGAAAAAAUUGAGGGUGUUACAUGCACCGGAAGACCUAGAACCACUUUUUAAAUUUCUAUACAUUCUAUACAUUUGUCAGCGAGAGAGUCCCGGGAAAAAUUACGGGCAAAUAGAUGAAAAAUCUAAAUCAAGCUUCUGGAGAAAUUUUAGCACAGGUAUGCCCCCAAAAUUUUUUCAGUACAAUCCUUUUCUUUGUAGCCUUAAGUUUACAAUUCAUAUGAUAUGAUACUGAGAAUAUCACUAUUUUGUGCAGUUUAUAAGCCGAUCACAUAAAAAAUUUCGAGCUCUGCGACACGCUACUGUAUCAUUUUUUGCAGUAACAGGCCCAGACAUUGUAAAACAGAUAGAAACUUUGAGCCACGUGCUUUCACAGGUACAGGUCGUUACAAGUUUAAUCAAUUUACUAUUUGGUCGAUACUUGGCUAACAAUGAUUUUCUUAUCAUCACUUAUAGCCUAUAAAACAGACGAUUUGCAAAUAUGGAUUUCUUUACCUUGGAAAACGAUGAGAAAUUAUCAGAAGUUCCCCGCUCCUGCAGUCGCCAUCUUGCUUUUUGAGACUUCAGGCUAGCUGGUCAGUUAGGUACUUCAUAUAUGAUAAACUAUUUUUACCCCACUCGCCCCAGGGCCUUCUGGUUAAUUUUUUUUAAAAAAGACGAAUCACGACGGUAUGUAAUUGUUUCGCCCGAAGUCACUUCGCUUAGAAAAAAACGGGAAUAAGCGCGAAGCCAGGCUAGGGACACCCCUUCCAAUGACAUACCACAAGCAAAAAACUCGACGACUGACGCAGCGAUCGCCAUGAUAUCUGUGGCAGACUUCGGUUUCAUCUUCAGGAACAAGUGUCGUUUUUCAUCGGCAUCGGCAUAGACCCCUUUACGGUUGCGAGGGCAUGCUGGGUAAUCAGGACAAGAUGGUGGAAACAUCAAAAUUUUGUAUGAGAAAAGGAAGUCAUUUAAUUCUUGCUAAUUGUUUAUAUUUGUCACUUUCCCUUUGAAAAACUAAUGAGCUUAAAGAAACUAUACACUAAAUCUGGAGUGCAUAACAGUCCUUUGUUGCUUUUUAGAAAACCUGAGUUCUUCCAUACAUUUUCUGUAAUCCGACAACACAAAAAAAUUUCUAAAAAGGACUGCUGUGCACUCCGCAUUUAGUGUAUUUGUCUUUAAGUUCAUAAAUAGAAAGUUACAAACAUAUUCAAACCGGAAGAAUUAGUUGACUUUGAAUUCCCAUAAAAACUUUUGAAUUCCCCGCCAUCUUGUCUUGAUUACCCAGCAUGCCCUCACAACCGUAAAGGGGUCUAUUUGUGAUCGUUAAGACACUGAUAAUAUCCGAUAAUAUCCACCAAGACUUUCGUACAUUAUGCUUUUGUUUCCCCACUAAAAUGCUAGUUCUUCCCCAAAAAGUCACUAAAAUACUCUGAUGAAAUCAAUUCUGUGCGUUUUAAGAGGUUCAAGGAUAACAAAAACAUAUGUUAAGUGAUCUGACAAUAACGUAUAAGUUAAUAGCUUUUUAUGUAGCAAACAAAGGUUCUUCUACACGGCUGUAUUAAGAAAAAUUUGAAUAACUUUUCUUUUUCUUUUUGAAUUUCGAGUUGAAGUCGCUCUUCUCUCAUAAAAAAAAAUGUUUCAAUUUUUUUUUGCAAUAAAAAAACAUAACUUUCCAGGAAAAUGCCACUAAAAUACUCAAAUGAUGCUUAAUACUUUUGCCUUACUGAUGAUGCUCGCAAAAGUGUUGGCAUAAUGUACAAAAUUAAAAACUACUCCCAUCAACGCUCUCUCAUGGCGGGGUGAAGGCAUUGCCCUUAGGGACGGACCGUUAGAAAACUUAUGUGGGGGGGAGGGGAGCGUUUGCGAAGUACAAAAAAAAAUAUUCGCGCAAGGGAAAAUUAAAUGAAAAAAAAUUCAUGCACGCCAAUUAACCCUAAAAAAUAUUCAUGCUACAGUCUAAAAAAAAUUCAUACAAGGAAUUUGAUAACGAAAAAAAAUUCCUGCGUCUCGAAAAUUCCCCCCCGCCCCAUAACUUUUAUAAUGGUCCGUCCCUUAAUAUAUCAUGAUUGGUUACUUGCGCAUGCAGUGGCGGGCCGCGGCCGCUUAACUUUGAUCGUGCCCAUCGGAUGGUUUACUAACGUGAGACAGUCUUCGCGCUGUGAUUAAUGGGAAGGAUUUAGUGAGUUCGCCGUGCAUGCGCUUCAGGGGAAGAAAAAACGAUAAACGCCUCCUUCCCAAACGCCUUUGCACGCGACAAUUUGCCUUCCAUAUUCCUUUGCGAGAAUGAAUAAGUGACGACUGGGUACGAGUCUGAACGUGAGACAUACAGCGGCUGGCCUCGGCAAUCAUCAGCAGUUUUUACGUUAAUUUUUAAUACAAUGAUCCACCGUUACCACCGCAAAAAUGUGAUGGUCUUUAAAUUACAGUAACCUUGGUGUGGCCAUUGGAGGGAAUUCUUACAGGAAAUGUCCGUUUGUUCAAUGAAACGCAAGUGAUUGCAAUCAAAAAAUGUAUACUGGGAGAUAAUUUAAUAAAAGGCGAAGGAAUAAAAAAAAUGAUGAAAAUCCGAAACCACACUUGCCUGGCUCGCUCUCUUUAAAGGGUAAGUUCUUACUUCCUUGUCUAGGAAAUUUUUCUCUGAUUUAAGGAUCGCAUCCGCGGACAAGCUGAAAGCCGCGGUUUGCAAGCUCUAUUAGCUAAUCUGUGAACCGUUUUCAUUUUUUGUCGAAAAAAAAAAAAACUGGAGAAGGUCGAGAAGGGCCUUUCCUAAGGUCAAAGGUCACUCUCCCAUUUAGUCUGACCUGCAGUGUCGAUUUCUUCAUGCUCAGUCCCCACAUUUGGGCUGCUUUUCUAGCACUAAUUCCUCCUUCUCUCCCACCUCUCAAUCCCUUUGAGACAUUUUUCAGACCGUUGCAACCCCAUUCUACCAGUCACAACUCGGGUGAUUUCUUCAUGCUCAGUCCCCACAUUUGGGCUGCUUUUCUAGCACUAAUUCCUCCUUCUCUCCCACCUCUCAAUCCCUUUGAGACAUUUUUCAGACCGUUGCAACCCCAUUCUACCAGUCACAACUCGGGGAUUUGUAUGAGAAUUCCCGGUUUAACUUCGACGCUUCCGGUUGUAUACAGAAAAUGUAGUCACGCGAAACAAGCCGUGCAUACGAAAUCAAUAUGUCUCUGAAUGAGUGAAGAAAAUUUUCCAUAAGGAGUUGAGUCAGAAUUACAUUACACUACACUAUGUUAUAUAUCCCAAGCUUUAAUUAUAGUUACAGUUGUGAAAUAAAUCUUGUAUGGAUAAUGUACGCACCUAAUGCAUCGAUUCUGCACGGCAAAGAAAAAACUGGCCGGAUAGUGGUCACCUAACAUCAAUACUUAGUGAAUGUUUCUGACAACCUGAUCAUGACUUCUUUUAAGUAUCUUCACUUUAAAUAUAAACAGUUUCUUUGAAAAUAUCAAAUAUUACCAACCCUUAUUUGAACAGCACUAGUUUUACCGCGCAGUAAACAGCGUAAAAAAUAGCCAAGAAAAGUUUACUCACCUGAACAGAAUGGCGCCUUUUGCAACUGUGUCUCAAGUUGUAAACCCGCUCAAACUUGCAUUUUAAAUUUGAAAUGUUCAGCUUCCAUUCGAAGUACUCUUUUACCGAAAACUAAAAAGUGCGCUGCAAAAUUGAGUUUUUGUUUUAAGUGGCCGGAUACUGGUGCCGGCUGGAUACUGAGCAACAUACUGUAACGUAAUUUUUCUUUCAAUUUUCCUUGUACACACAACGAGGAGGAGGUCUAUUGGUUUUUCCCAACAAUUUUUGCAUUUAAAUUAGCUUAGGUCCACUUUUAAAUAUCCAUUGGAGGCUGUGCACCCAUUGAGUGCAAACGAUAUGAUACUUUUUCUCUUCAAUAAUGUCGCUGAUGUAGAUCCCUUUGUCUGCAAGAAACUUGGCCAUUUUAUUUUUCUGGCCUUCGAAAAACGUGAAGUAGAUCAUUAAACAUAGCUACAAUAUAGUUGGCAUUUUCCGUGCAAUUUUAGCCAUUAUUAUUAUUAUUUACAAUGAUAAAUGCUACUUUCUUUUUUUUUUUUUGCUUUACCUUGACAUAAUUAAUAUUGUAAUCGGCAACGCCAUCUACUCAUGGAAAUACCAAUAAAUGUUGUUGUUGUUGUUUUCAAUUCAUCCAUUCGUAUUUUACUGUCAGUAUUGAACCCGAGGGUUAAAUAAGAAUGAAGCAAAGAAAAAAAACUAAUAACUUAGAAGCUCCACAAAACGGCCAGUAAGUCAGUAAGUCCAUACAUAUAGCGCAUCUUCGAUCAGUUCUUGUUCCUUUCUUUCCUUCAUGCAGUUGUAACUUUUCGAACAACAAAGAAGUGGUUUUAUCAGCCAAAAAAAAUAAUAAGAAAAAAAUGCUACCAGAGAACAAAAAAUCACUAUGAUCUUUUCCCCCUACAUAAAGAAAUGAACUGACUGUACUUCCGAACAGAGAAACUGAUGAUGGUCCCACUAUGCUCAGUCAAGGCGCGUUAUGUUUGUUUGAAUUCCCAUGCAUCAGGUGCAUCCAACUCGUUAGGGGUAUAAUCAUUGGACUUAAAGCCUGGCUAUAUUAACUAGCUAUAGCGACACACUACGAGCCCAGGCAUAGGUACUGUAAAUUGACCAAGCUCAAGCAAAAAUCAAGAAUAUUUUGCAAUUAUAUUAUUUAGUCGUUUCUGACAGUAGUGACUUAGUGUUAAUGAUUGCACCUGAAACACUAAGACCAUUUCUCACACCUCUGCUUGCUUUUAUACUCGCGUAGCUUUAGCCUUGAGUAGCAUUUUGAAUCAAAUAUUGGAAGGACUUCAAAAAGCUUACUAAUACUAACUGAGGAGGGUCAGGCACAAAGAAAAGGACUGAAAAAUUACUUACAGAUGGUUGGAAGAGAUAUUUACAGAUAUAGUUAGUGGAAAAAAGUUAGACUAAAUGUGAUUUAUUACAGCAACUUUCUUUAAAUCUUGAGAUUAUAGAGGAUGAGUCAUCCUAGUCAUCCUCCAGCGACAAAUACUGAAGAUUUGUUGAUGAGUUGCCUGUCUGGAUAAUGAGCGAAUAGUUAGUCAUAAUGGUGUGUACUAGAGGCUAGAGUGUACGUAGUUAGAUAAUUAAACUAUCAAGCCUUGAAUCUAUUUUAACUUGUUCUUUGUAAUACUGUGUAAAUUUCUUUUUGUUUUAUUUUGACAUCCCCCCCCCCCCUCUCGACAAGUUAUCAGCUAUAACUGCAGGUUGCCAAAAUAUGUAGCCUGACUUAGAACUAAAAUUAUUGCUGUUCUUAUUGUUGCUGUCUUUGGAUGAUUACUGAAAUUCAGAAGUCUUUUAUCUCUAUUUAUUCUAUUUACUAUUUACUUCACCCCAACCCAGUUCCGUACCCGCAUUUUUGUUUGCUUUUCAACGCGUAUACUCGCCUUUUUUUCAGUAUUUAUCUUUUUGUACCGAUCUUUGAGAAAAGUAGCAAACGCCACAGGCGAAACUAAACCCGGCUACUAGCCGGGCGUGGUUUGAUGACGUUUGUGACGCAGGCUAGAACAGAGCAACGUGUAAACGCUCUUGGACUCGUUGCCCAGGGAGUAUAGUACAUCGAAGUUAUCUAUGACAUCAUUUACUUCAAAAUUGUAUCAUCGUCAUCUUACAGAUCUUACGCAAUAUUCACUCAUGAAAGUUAAUCCAAAUAAGAACCAUCGAAGCGCAAAAAAAAAUUGACCCAUUUCAAGAGACUGAAAAUUGAAAAGGACCCUCAAAACGGCCCCAUUUUAUUUUUAACUGGCAAUAAAAACCUGGAAAAACUAGCAAUCUUUCCCCGGGAAACGUCUGAUAAAUAAUUUUCAUUAAAGGGUGUUAUAUAUAUUAGAAUUAAACUAUUGAAAUAAAAGAAAGAAAGAAAGACAGAAAGAAAGAAAGGAAAGACGACGAAAGAAAUAAUCAUGGUAGUUUUGAAUUAAGCAAUGAAGUUUUAAGUAACUGCGAUAAAUACAGUUGGAAAAAAGCCAGUGUUGUUUUGAAAGGAAUGUAGUAGGUUUCAGCCCAACUGCAUUCCAUUUUGAUGAAACCGUUAUGUCUGUUUAAACACUGUUUACUGUAAAAACUGAACGUCUACCACGACUAUAAGUGCAGGGUAGAAAUAAAGUAAAUAAUCUUAUUACGAAAACCCAGCUGUCCACUGAUCGACUUUGUUUAAGUUUAAGGGGCCUGUUGUAUUCAAUGCAGUCUCGCUAAGUUUAACUAUUUCCCUGGGAGUACUAUUUGAAAAGAACGAUACAACUUUUACAAAAAAUGGCAAUAUAUUCGUCAUUUACAUCAUUUAAAUUGGCAACAACAGCGAGCUUUAUCAAUCAAUGGCCAGUGCUGUAUUCACGCACACUUCUUUUCUUAAAUUAAAACUCUUCUUAAAUUAAAAUUUAAGCUAGGCGAGUGAGACAUUGUCGGGACGCAUAUACUGUUGUUACAUUUUGUAUGAAAAAGAGGAGAUGACGCGACGGACAUCCUAAUAAUUACCAAUUUCAUUGUUUUUUAUUCAGAGAGAUAAAGGACAACCGCAGACGUUCACCAAGGAAUGUCUGAUUAUGGAUAGGAAUUUCCAUUAAAUGCUGUUUUAGUUUUUGGUAAAGUAAAAGGUUCAAAUAAAAUGAAAGAAAAAAGAAAGAAGGACAAAUAAUCAUCAUCGUUGUAAACGCAAUCAAAUGCCGAGGCAACAGCGAGUAAAAAUUUUGAAACCAAUAGGGCGGGUGAUGGAAUUAGUGCAUUGUAGGCAAGUUAAACGAGGGGGAAAUUUUUGUUAAAACCAUUUCUAUCGUUCUUUUCUACUGUUCUGUAAUGUUUUCUGCGUAAAAUAUUACCAAGCUAGCAGUAAGUGCAGACUAGGUCCCGCCCUCAAAAAGGAACAAAACAAAAUAAACUAAAAAGAACAUCCUCUUAAAACACAUGGCUAGGUUUAACUUAACAGCGGCUUCAUUGCUGAAUAAUCGGCCCCAGAGUUUCUAGGGGAUCCUGUUGAGUUACCGUUACACGAUUAAUAAAUUAGAAAUAAGUCGCUUCUGCAAGGUAGAGCCUUUCAGAAAGCGAUACUCAAAUUCUUAGUGUUUUCUAGGUUCUAUCAAACAAACAAAAAAAGAGGAGAGUAAUUAGUAUACUCUUAUCGGGGAAACGUUUAUCAAUAAUAAGAAUUUUAAUUAAUUAAAGACUGGCUGGCCUUGUCAAAAAAGGUGUUCUUUGAAACGUUUUGAGCUCAAACAAUUGGAAAACACUAAAGAAUUUAGAAUUAUUAAGGGCGAUAACUGCCAAUAAAAAGGCCUACCCUAAGUAGUAGCCACACUUUUUACUUUACUGAGUUGUCCAUACCAUCCGAAGAGAGCAAGGUGAGAAAACGGUAAGUUAGAUCUAAGAGUAACUGGUUAUAAAAGAAUGUUUACUUUUUAAGAGUGAUAUCAAGACCUGUUGAAAGAGUUUCUCCCGAAUAUUCUUGCAAAGUCUUACAGUUAAAGUUGUGAAUCUCUGAAAAGGGAAUGACGAUACCAAAAAACAACCUUCCUGCCAAAGGGGCGGUAACGUUACGAAGAUGGUUUAUCAAUGGAAAGCCAAAAGUGCCGCCUGGUUUCACCGGCAAUCACUGAUCAGUUGUUCCAGCCCAGUCACAUUUACACUGCCGCCAGGUUAGCUCAGUUGCGACAGCACCGGUCUGCCGAGCAGGAGGUCGUGGGUUCAAACCCCGUCCGUACCCGCCAACAACUAUAAUAGUCUUUAAAAUUGGUUAGAUCCUACAGGCUGUGAUUUGAGAUCUUGUCUCAGUUAAGAUGAUCGCGUCAUUUGGCGGUCACGUUCAGCUGUUGGCCUUGUCUACUCAGUUCAUCCUUCCUUCAUUAGUCAAUCCAAAAGGGACGUAAAAGUUCAAAAAGAGUAGGGGAACGCUCCCCGGUAGUGGGUCUGCCUGUCACGUAUUAUCCAUAUCAUAGGCUAUGGGUGGGUUACAGUCAUAAAUCAGUUGACUUGGAGGAAGUGAAAUGUUAGUUGCGGCUAGGCCUUGCUUUGACUAGUGUAUUUUUUAUUUCCCCACCAUGCCAAUUAAAUGCACAUUUCUUCAAUGCUUUUCAAUAGGUAUUCAUCUUUAUCUUACAGGUUGCAGAGAGAAAUAAACAUGCUGUAUCAACUGUUUAUCGUUUUGAUAGCAGCCGGAGCUGUGCAUGCGCAACUGCUGGGAUAUGUAAGAAUUGACAAUAUAACUGAAUAAUGUACUGACUCCUCGUUACUCGACGCAGUUAAAAAAACUGAGGCCAACCUCCGUUGCCCUUCUAUAUUUCUAUACACGUAUUUUCAAAUCUUCCUUAAAAAAAUUAAAAAUUGGCGUCUGUGCAACAUUACAUCACUUUAAGAGCACGACGAGAAUUAAGUUGAUGUCCUAGUCCAACAUAAAAAAUCGGUAUAUUCAUUCCAUUGUUGAUAUUGCGGUUUUCUUUCUCUAGCUAGACUCGCGUAUCUUAAGUUUUUUGUUUAUCAUUAAUUCUAUAUAUUUUGUAUUACAUUUUAAUUAUUCAUGCUUCUGAUUACAAUNCGGUCUGCCGAGCAGGAGGUCGUGGGUUCAAACCCCGUCCGUACCCGCCAACAACUAUAAUAGUCUUUAAAAUUGGUUAGAUCCUACAGGCUGUGAUUUGAGAUCUUGUCUCAGUUAAGAUGAUCGCGUCAUUUGGCGGUCACGUUCAGCUGUUGGCCUUGUCUACUCAGUUCAUCCUUCCUUCAUUAGUCAAUCCAAAAGGGACGUAAAAGUUCAAAAAGAGUAGGGGAACGCUCCCCGGUAGUGGGUCUGCCUGUCACGUAUUAUCCAUAUCAUAGGCUAUGGGUGGGUUACAGUCAUAAAUCAGUUGACUUGGAGGAAGUGAAAUGUUAGUUGCGGCUAGGCCUUGCUUUGACUAGUGUAUUUUUUAUUUCCCCACCAUGCCAAUUAAAUGCACAUUUCUUCAAUGCUUUUCAAUAGGUAUUCAUCUUUAUCUUACAGGUUGCAGAGAGAAAUAAACAUGCUGUAUCAACUGUUUAUCGUUUUGAUAGCAGCCGGAGCUGUGCAUGCGCAACUGCUGGGAUAUGUAAGAAUUGACAAUAUAACUGAAUAAUGUACUGACUCCUCGUUACUCGACGCAGUUAAAAAAACUGAGGCCAACCUCCGUUGCCCUUCUAUAUUUCUAUACACGUAUUUUCAAAUCUUCCUUAAAAAAAUUAAAAAUUGGCGUCUGUGCAACAUUACAUCACUUUAAGAGCACGACGAGAAUUAAGUUGAUGUCCUAGUCCAACAUAAAAAAUCGGUAUAUUCAUUCCAUUGUUGAUAUUGCGGUUUUCUUUCUCUAGCUAGACUCGCGUAUCUGAAGUUUUUUGUUUAUCAUUAAUUCUAUAUAUUUUGUAUUACAUUUUAAUUAUUCAUGCUUCUGAUUACAAUAAGUAGCCGGACUUAUAAUUCCAUUAUAUGAACAUCCCCACCCGCAUACCAGCCCACCCUCCUACACUGGACAUUGCUACUUGUGUGACAUUUUUGCUUUGAUAUCCUCGAAAAAAUACACCUAAACUCGCCAUAAAUAUUAUAAAAGGGGGAAUUAAUAAUAAUAAUAAUAAUAAUAAUAAUAAAGUAUUUAUCCAGGAUAAUUUCAUCUGCCGCUCUCAAUGCAGGUCCUGCUACUGAUUGGUAUUUAUUUAUGUGUGCCCAAGCUCUUUGCAUUAGUGAGCGCGUAAAUCAUUAAUUUAUUAAUCCCGUUUUCAUACACAGCAAGCUACUGGCCAAGCUUCUGCUAGAAAAAGAGAUCAAAAGCAGUUUGGGGCAAACAUUGGUACGUAAGGAUGAACUUACUAAACCCAAGGAAUUUUUCCUGUUUUUAUACAGAAAGGGUUCAAAAUGUUCAUUGAUUUAAAAUAAAAUUGAAUUGGGAGGAUUGCAAAUUUCGUUUUGCAGCCACCUAGAAUUCCGGAAUAUCUUUUGGUGCGUUCGAGAUUUUAGAGUGCGUCUAUCAGCCUCCGGCGUGUCUCCCCCGACAUCGCUCAUUCGCUGAUGGCAUAAUACAAGAAAUUCCUCGCUACCGUCAACCCUAUUGUCAAUGCUGAAACACUAAGAAGUUCUCAGCUUUUUUCAAGGACCCAAGUUUAUUCACUUGGCAACGAAGUCAUCAACUCUCAAUCCCUUUCCUCCUUUGAGAAAACACUAACACUAAAGACCACUAAAAGGGUCAAAUUAUAAAAGUUAACUCUGAAAACCGAUCUUAAAUCUUUUGUACCCUUGACUUUACGCCAUCUUGUUUCAAUUGACGUAAACAGCUGUAGCCCGUAGUUCGAGGAGGCCAAACCUCUCUUAAGCUCCUACAGUUUCUGUUAGGUCUCCUCGCCACUUCUUUUUCCUACUUUAAUUAUCUUAUACUAUUUGUAAUUUUAAUUAUUGCGCGGCAAAUAAACCAAUAAGAAUUUCUUGCAGAAUUGGGACCCUUUGAACUGGAUGGGCAACAAGGCGUGGAGAUGAGAGGCAAUAAAAUGGUUGUUAGUCAGACUGGGGUAUAUUAUGUGUACGGACAAGUCCAUUACAUCCAUCUUAACGCUAAAGGCCAACUCUACAACCGCUGCAUUCUCUACGUGAACAACAAGCCUUUUCGGUAUCUUCAGAAGGGUAUGGAUGGCCGGGCUGAUAUUGGCAAUGUUUAUUCAGGUGGGCUGAUUCAUCUACGAUCAGGCGAUACCAUCAGUCUCAAGACCCAGCAACCAUCAAGAAUCAACUUGGACCCCAGGGUGACUUUCUUUGGCGCUUUCAGGGUUGGGUAUAAUUGUGAAGAAUGCAGCGUUGUCGUUCCAGAUGUUAAAAGUUAUUACAAUAAAUACUCGGGCUAG
This is a messenger RNA of Porites evermanni, 17098 nucleotides long. Lineage: Eukaryota; Metazoa; Cnidaria; Anthozoa; Scleractinia; Poritidae. The record is from the annotation of a GenBank genome assembly.